AUGGUGAAUCGUGUUGGGAUAUUUCUGGCCUAUGGCAUCUAUAACACCGAGAAAUUUUCCUUCACCUCUGAUAGCGGUGUUCCAAUUUAUGCCUUCCUCUCAACGAACGUUGCAGAGGACUUCAUGAUAGCCUUCAUGAUGUGCUACUACAUGCACAAGAGUGGAGAAGCCAUAAAUUCAUCCACGUUUAGCUACAAGUGUUUCGCGUGGCCAGAGUCUUUCAUUUUUCUCGGGAUUGAAUUCGUCCUACCUAAACUUUACAUCAACUUGCUGCUUGCUAUGUCGAAAAAGGCAAUCGAAGAGCACGGAGGACAUUCAGUUCCUACCAUCCUCCAGUUAGCACCCAAUGGCUCCGAAGGUUCCAUGGCAGACUCAACGGCCUACUCUAAGAUGAUCUCUACGGAUACAUUGCUGACCGUCGUAGGAAGAUCCACCUUUGCUUUAGUCCAGCCACCUUCAAUCACGUCCUCCUGGCUCCAUCUGGAAUCCCAUCCUCUCCGGAGUCCGCUGCUCCCAGACUUGCUGCGGUUGAUGCGCAUCCCGCCCAAAAGCCUCAUCGGGGGCCCAACCUUCCAUCUGUAGGUAGAACGAGUGCAUAAUUAAAUCGUAUUACGACAGAAUUGGUCAUAGCAUAGGACUACUGGAAGGCCGGUAAGAAUUUGGGUAGAAUCUGAGUCAUCAUGGAGUCUAUUGCUGAGGUGUUUGCCUGAGUGCUGGCAGUAUUGCAGUGGGAGGCUUGCAGUAGGUAUAAU
Messenger RNA from Desarmillaria tabescens, 752 nucleotides. RefSeq lists its product as uncharacterized. NCBI's taxonomy places the organism in Eukaryota, Fungi, Basidiomycota, Agaricomycetes, Agaricales, Physalacriaceae. The coding region runs from base 1 to 582 and encodes 193 amino acids. The record is from RefSeq and is a predicted model, not a curated record. The transcript is spliced from 11 exons.